Prorocentrum cordatum is the source of this 687-nucleotide messenger RNA. The record is from the annotation of a GenBank genome assembly. NCBI's taxonomy places the organism in Eukaryota, Dinophyceae, Prorocentrales, Prorocentraceae.
AUGCCGAACAAGCGGGCCGCCGAGGGCGCGGGCGCGGGCGAGGACGUGGAGGGCGACGAGGCGCUCGGCAACCAGAAGCAGCUGCCGAGGGCAAUGGCGAGGCUGCUCCUUCAACACGAAGGGCAUCGUCGUGCCCAUGCGAGGGACGACAAUAUAGUGAUGGAGAUCGCCGAGGACUCCAGCCUCCAGACGCUGCUGGACAAGGCGGAGGAGUGUUACGACGAGAUGGGCAAAUCUGCCCGCAAGGCUCCGGACUUCCAGGGCCAUCCGGAGGGCAAGCGGCCGGACGCGAUGAUGCGCAGCAUUCUGCAGCGCCUCGCCCGGGUCGUGCAGGAGGGGCAGGCCGUGCUCGGGCCCACCAUCGCUCAGCUCCCAGAUCCGGGGGAGCAGGAGGAGUGGGGAGCCAAGGCAGCAUCACCCGCUGGGCGCGAGCUUCGCGCGACCCGGUGCUUCCACCUCCCACCGAACUCUGAAGACAAGGUGCGCUGGAUCUUCGCGCUGAAGGCCGAGCCGAAAGUUGAGGCGAUGUUUCAACUGUUUCGUGCCACCCAGUGUCUGAAGCCUCUCGACAUCUCGUUUCAAUUCGAUCAUGCGCUGGAGAGCAAAGCGGCCAAGAAAGUGAAAGAGCUGGCCUUCGGUGGUGGUAAGAAGGAGGGCCGGGGGCCGAAGAAGGCCAAGAAGAGGUGA